UUGUGUCAUUUGGCCUCAAACUCCAGAAAAGUCCCUCGAAACCCCGCUAGAAUCAGCACCGGCUCAUUUCCUUCGCUCCACCGCUAUACCUUUGAGGGCUUUGACAUGGUGGAUUACGCACAUUUAGACUUUAACGGAGAACUGCAUUUUCCCGGACCUUUUUAACGCAUCUGUUUCUAUUGCCAAGCCUUGAAUUUAUCUAAUUACUCUUCAAAUUCAAGGCCUUGCUCUGGGAUCGGGUCGUCUUGAUUUUUGCUAGGGUUUAGGUUUCAGGGUGGAAACGUUCUACUUAGUAAACCCUCCGUUUCCUGACUGAAUUCUGGAUUUUUUCUAACUUGGGUCCUUGGCUGCCAUGGCUAGCAACUCUCAGUUCACUGGCAUGCAGCCACCUCGACCUCCUCUAGCUGGUCCUCCUCAAAGUGCUCUUCCACCUAUGUCGAUGCAACAGCAAUUCCGACCACCCAUGGCUCCAUCACAGCCACCACAACCAUUUAUUCCUGGGCCUUCACAACAAUUUCAGCCUCUUGGACAUACAAACGUUAUGUUGCCUCCUCCUCCCCCUUCACAAGUUCAGUUUCCUCAACCCAUGCCGCAGAUGCAUGGUAGACCUGUUGCAGGAGUGCACAAUCUGCCUUCAGGGCAGGUAAUUCCACCACCUGAUUUUGCAAACAGGCCUGUCACACCUGUUGCAGCACCGCCUCAACAGAACUUUCAAAUUUCAAAUAACUAUAUGCCUUGUCCUAGCGGCCCAAGUUUGCCUCUUUCUUCUUCCUACACGAUGGAUUCAGAUUCUUCUGGAACACAAUAUCCGACACAAGCAAGUGAUCCUGGUUUUCCCGUUGGGGGACAACCAUGGUUGCUAACUGGGAACCCUAACAUAAAACCUGUAAACACACCUGUGCAGUCGACCAGUGAACUUGUGCCAAAAAUAGAAGAAAGUAAUGCUGCUAUUCCGGAAGCAAAUCCUCAACCUGGCUCUGUAGAUAAGAUGCCAUCAGAUUGGACAGAGCAUACUACCCGUAAUGGCAAGAAAUAUUACUACAACAGAAGGACAAAGAUCUCUAGCUGGGAGAAACCUCUGGAUUUGAUGACUGCAAUUGAGAGGGCUGAUGCAACCACUGACUGGAGAGAAUGUACUAGUCCUAUUGGCAAAAAGUACUACUACAACAAGGUUACCAAGGUGUCGAAAUGGGCAAUGCCUGAUGAGUUAAAGUUGGCUCGUGAGCAGGUCAAGGUGGAGCCAAUCAAGGCAUUAGAACAUGAAAAGACUGGUCUCGCUCAUGCUCCGGAUACAAUAUCUUUUUCUAGUGCCAAAGCAUAUUCUCCAAAAACAGAGGGUUCAUCAGUCUUACCUCAAGUAGCAGGGGCAAGCCCAAUACCAGUGGCACCAGUAGUCACUUCAGAAUUGUCAAGCCUACCAGAUAAUGCAUCUAGCACACCAAGUGACUCGGUUGCUGUGCAGACUCCUACCAAAGCUGCCUCACCAGUUGUUGCCAAGUCAGAUGGACAUGGAGUGUCAGUAACACCAGCUGCUGAUUCAGUCACACCACAGAUGACUACUACUGAGAUUUCAUCAGCUCUUGAUGCUGCAACUAAUACAGAUGGAGGUUCUCCAGGAAAGACGCAGGAAGUUGAAAAAAGUGCUGGAAUUUCUGAAAAGGGAAGUGCUACUUCAUCAGACGAGAAAAUGGCUGAGGCAUCACCCUUAGUUUAUGAGAGCAAACUGGAAGCAAAGAAUGCAUUUAAAGCUCUUCUAGAUUCUGCGGGUGUUGGGACUGACUGGAACUGGGAUCAGGCCAUGAGAGCAAUAAUUACUGAUAGAAGAUAUGGUGCUCUAAAAUCGCUUUCUGAGCGGAAGCAGGCUUUUAAUGAGUAUGUGGGACAAAAGAAAAAACUUGAAGCAGAGGAGAGGCGUGCCAGACAGAAAAAAGCACGAGAAGAUUUCAAAAAGAUGUUAGAAGAAUCCAAAGAGCUAACAUCUUCCAUGAGAUGGAGUAAAGCAAUAUCUAUCUUUGAAAAUGAUGAACGUUAUAAAGCUGUUGAACGAGCAAAGGACCGUGAGGAUCUUUAUCAAGAUUACAUAGAAGAACUUGAUAAAAAGGAAAGAGCAAAGGCAUUGGAGGAGAACAAGCGAAAUAGAAUAGAAUACUUGGAAUUUUUGAAAUCCUGUGACUUCAUUAAGGCAAGCAGUCAAUGGCGGAGGGUCCAAGACCGCUUAGAGGCUGAUGAAAGGUCCUCACGCCUUGAGAAAUUUGAGCGCUUGGAAAUAUUUCAGGAGUAUAUACGUGAUUUAGAGAGGGAUGAAGAUGAGCAGAGGAAGUUGCGAAUGGAGGAGUUGAGGAAAACAGAACGUAAAAACCGUGAUGAGUUCCGCAAACUAAUGGAAGAGCAUGUUGCUGAAGGUUCUCUUACAGUCAGAACUCACUGGCGUGACUAUAGCACGAAGGUUAAAGAUUCACCUGCGUACAUUGCUGUGUCAUCCAACACCACAGGGUCGACAGCAAAAGAUUUGUUUGAAGAUGUUGCCGAGGAGCUGGAGAAGCAGUAUCUCGAUGACAAGGCCCGUAUAAGAGAUGCAGUUAAAAUGCGUGAGAUUUCUCUGACAUCAAGCUGGACCUUUGAAGACUUGAAGGCUGCAAUUUCAGUAGAUAUUAGCUCGCCACCUAUAUCAGAUACUAACUUAAAGCUUGUUUUUGAAGAGUUGAUGGAAAGGGCCAAGGAAAAAGAAGAGAAAGAAGUUAAAAGACGUAAACGCCUUGCAGAUGACUUCUAUGAACUUUUAUGUGAUUCUAAGGAAAUCACUGCAUCGUCAAGAUGGGAGGACUGUAAACCAUUACUCGAGGACAGGAAGAUGAAUGAAGAGGGCUUUUUGCAGGAGGUUUUUGAUAAAUUUGUUUCAGAACUAAAAGAAAAGGCAAAAGAGAAAGAACGAAAACGUCGGGAUGAGAAGGCCAGGAAGGAGAAAGACCGAAAAGACGGGGACAAGAAAGAAAAACAUGGAAGGGAAAAAGAUAGAGGAGAUGAAAGCAGCAGGGGAGGCAAAGAUAGGGGUAGAAAAGAAAGUACAGACAGCGAUAAGACAGAAUCAUACAGUAUUGAAGACUCGAGAAGAACAGGAAGUGACAGAGACAAGAAACACCGAAAGCGGCAUUCCAGUUCCAUGGACGAUGCAAGUGUAGACGAAGGCGAAAAGGAUCGGUCAAGGAGCUCUCACCGACACAGUAGCGACCACAAGAAGUUGAAACAGGGAGAGUGGGAAACAAAACCCGAGGGGCAGCACAAGAAACACAAGAGAGAUCACAGGAGCAGUUCUCAUAGAAGCGGCGAAUAUGAGGAUUACAAGGAUGGCGAGGACGGGGAAGUGCGGUAGGUAGCUCAAUCUGGCUAUGGUUUCUUCUCCGGCCGGCUUUGUAUAUACAGUCAGGCAAUGUUGGCUAGAUCUGUUGUCUUACUCAAUUCAUACAACUAGCUGUAUAAGUAAAACCCCCCAAACUGUAGAGUCAGAGUCACCUUGUUGCAAGUAGUGAAACAAACUGUUGUCAAGAGUAGAAUUCUCCAUUAAUUUGUUUGCUUCAAAUAUUUCUGCAUUUGCCAUUGUAAACCUGGAUAAGUAUUGAAUGAAAGGGAUAAGGUUUUGAACUUCA
Messenger RNA from Ipomoea triloba (trilobed morning glory), 3644 nucleotides. RefSeq names its product pre-mRNA-processing protein 40A-like. Lineage: Eukaryota; Viridiplantae; Streptophyta; Magnoliopsida; Solanales; Convolvulaceae. Gene Ontology annotation, biological process: mRNA cis splicing, via spliceosome. Bases 353 to 3370 code for a protein of 1005 amino acids. The transcript has 29 exons. Gene Ontology annotation, molecular function: protein binding; RNA binding. The record is from RefSeq and is a predicted model, not a curated record. Gene Ontology annotation, cellular component: U2-type prespliceosome; U1 snRNP.